Messenger RNA from Diaporthe amygdali, 2085 nucleotides. RefSeq lists its product as uncharacterized. Gene Ontology annotation, biological process: regulation of DNA-templated transcription. Lineage: Eukaryota; Fungi; Ascomycota; Sordariomycetes; Diaporthales; Diaporthaceae. Gene Ontology annotation, molecular function: histone acetyltransferase activity. The transcript has a single exon. The coding region runs from base 1 to 2085 and encodes 694 amino acids. The record is from RefSeq and is a predicted model, not a curated record.
AUGUCCUCCCUCAAGCGCAAGCGACCUCACGAUGCUGCAGCAGCUCGUGCUAAGUCUCCACCCAAGCCAGUCCACCGUGCAACACGUCACACCUCCAAUGCCCCGCUCCUCUUCAAGGCCGACCCGGAGCCACGCCGCAAACGCGCCAAACCUCCCGAUGCAGCCGUGUCUCAUGCACAACCAGAGCCAGAGCCAAAGCCAAAGCCAGAGCCAGAGGCGAGCGAUGGCCAGGACGGAGAGACUCAUGAGUUAAAGAAGGCCAGCCUCAGGGGUCGCCCAUCUGCACGAGCACCUGCAUCUGCACCUGCUGCGCCCACACACCCAAGCGCGUCGGGGCGCUCAGCACAGCGCCGGCCCGUGCUGCAGGCUACGAAUCAGGCUCGUCAGGGCCCGGCAUUGAAGCCUGCAAGGAGCCUCCGCCACCGUCACGAUCAUGCUCAACCCGACGACGACGACCACGCCAACACAAGUCGCCCCGUCCAGCCGAUGCAUGUCGAGCAAAGCGCAGACCUGAGACCUCGAGGUUCAGCUGUCGCUUCAACACCAAAAGAUUCACAGCCACCGCCGCGAACUGUCCCGAAGCAUCCAUCCCCUCCUAUACCACACCAGCAACAGCAACAGCAACAAGACUCACAUAUGCCGUCGAAUACACGCACUACCGCUCCUAUGACACAACUUCCUUCCCGAUCGGCUAGGGUCCCAGAUCAAGUAGCAGCGAACACGAGCAAACCAUUUCUACAGGCCCCUAAGCGCUCGCCAAAACCGGCCAAGAAGACGCAGCAGCAACCUGGCAAAGAGCAGAAGAGGCCAAGCACCGCCCAGCGAAACAUCGAUAAGGUCGUGUUCGGCAACAUAUGUUUCUCGACAUGGUACCACUCACCCUACGGCACGGAGGCACUGGGAGACGUGUCAGGGAACAGCGUCAAGUCGGGCAACAGCAACGGGCCCUCCUCCCAGGACGGGAAUAACAAGGACGACAGCCAGGGGAACGCGUCGUCCCGAAAGACGAAAGAAGACAAGCUAGACAGGCUGUACGUCUGCCCGUGCUGCUUCAAGUACUCCAAGGAGCUGGUGCCAUGGUGGCAGCACGUCCACCAGUGCGAGAGGAGGGGCUACGUUCCUGGCAAGAAGAUCUACACACACCCUAAGGGCCAGCGAGCGAGGCACGCCGCCACGACGCCCAAGGGUACAGGGCGCAAGAGGAAGGCGCCAGACACGCCAGCCCAGCCCGCCGUGAAUGACACCGUCGAAGACCAGGGCGAGUGGUCCAUCUGGGAGGUUGACGGGGAGGAGCACGGGCUGUUCUGCCAGAAUCUGUCGCUGUUCGCCAAGCUAUUCCUCGACAACAAGUCCGUCUUCUUCGACGUGAUCGGCUUCAACUACUUCCUGCUGGUGCACACGACGCCGCGCCCAUCACCGCCCUCGCCACCCCAGGACGGCGAUGAGGAUCAGCAGCAGCAGCCGCCACCGCCGCCCAAGCACCAGAUCGUGGGCUUCUUCUCCAAGGAGAAGCUGUCGUGGGACAACAACAACCUGGCGUGCAUCCUGAUCUUCCCGCCCUGGCAGCGCAAGGGCCUCGGCGCGCUGCUGAUGGGCGUGAGCUACGAGAUAUCGCGGCGCGAGGGCGUCGUCGGCGGGCCCGAGAAGCCCAUCUCCGACCUCGGCAAGCGCGGCUACAAGCGCUUCUGGGCCGGCGAGAUCGCCGCCUGGCUGCUGGGGCUGGACACGAGCGGCGGGGACGAGGUCGUCGUCGACGCCGACGAGUGCAGCCGCGCCACGUGGAUCGUCCCCGAGGACUGCCUGGCUGUCCUGAGGGAGAUGGGCAUCGUGGAGGAGGCGGGGCUGGGGCCACCGAAGCCUGUUAGACGUGGCACUUCCCCAGGUGACGGGGACGGCGGGGAGGCAGCGGCUGCUGUUACCAACGGCGAGAAGGAGAAGGAGGUGCCCCGGGUGCGGGUCAGUAAAGAGGCUGUUUGGGACUGGGUCAGGGCGAACGGGAUCAGCCUGGAGAAGGCCUGUGAUCCGGAUGGGUUCGUAGACGGCUAUGCUGUCAAAACAACGUCAGUGGAGGAGGACGAAGAAUAG